Dryobates pubescens (Downy woodpecker) is the source of this 2127-nucleotide messenger RNA. It is a transcript of the gene SLC16A12, whose product is annotated as solute carrier family 16 member 12. Gene Ontology annotation, molecular function: monocarboxylic acid transmembrane transporter activity. Gene Ontology annotation, biological process: transmembrane transport; monocarboxylic acid transport. Lineage: Eukaryota; Metazoa; Chordata; Aves; Piciformes; Picidae. Bases 361 to 1824 code for a protein of 487 amino acids. The transcript has 7 exons. The record is from RefSeq and is a predicted model, not a curated record.
CUGUAUUAGGAAGCUGUCUCAGAAAAGGCAAACUGCCCUGGUCUCCAUUUCAUAGCUUUCAUUGAUCUUUUCUGUACAUAAGUGCCAGCAAUUGAAUACCUUGGAGAUGAAGUUUGAAAUUGUAAACUCAUUUGGAUCUCAUUUGCUUUGUAUGUUUUUUCUAAUCAGCUGUAGGAAUGAACUUGUAGAGACUGCCUCCAUCUGGGACCCUUUAAAGUCACUUAGGAGCCUCUACCCAUGAGAUAACAGAUGACCAGUAACCCAUGUGCCAGGCAGCCCCAGCCCACUCUGGGCAAGCCAGCUGGCGUCGGCCCCUACCACUGAGGCAGGGAGCAGGGAGGAGUCGCCCCAGCCUGCGCCAUGGCCUCGCCCCGGCAUGUCGGGCCUCCUGAUGGAGGCUGGGGGUGGAUGAUCGUUGCCGGCUGCUUCCUUGUCACUAUCUGUACCAGGGCCGUGACGAGGUGCAUCUCCAUUUUUUUUGUGGAGUUCCAGGCAUACUUUGGGCAGGAUUAUGCCAGAACAGCUUGGAUCCACUCCAUUGUCGACUGUGCUACAAUGCUCUGUGCUCCACUUGGGAGUUUAAUCAGUAAUCAUGUCUCCUGCCAAGUUGGUAUCAUGCUAGGAGGCCUGCUUGCAUCUGCUGGACUAAUUUUGAGUUCAUUCGCCACCAGCCUGGAACAUCUCUACUUAUCAUUAGGAGUUCUUACAGGACUUGGGUUUGCACUCUGUUAUUCUCCAGCCAUUGCGAUGGUGGGCAAAUAUUUCAACAAAAGAAAAGCACUGGCAUAUGGAAUAGCCAUGUCAGGAAGUGGAAUUGGUACCUUCAUCCUGGCCCCUGUGGUCCAGCUUUUAAUCGAGCAAUUUUCCUGGCGCGGAGCUUUACUCAUCCUGGGAGGUUUUGUUUUAAACCUCUGUGUCUGUGGUGCCUUGAUGCGGCCAAUUGCUCUAAAGGAGGACUGCAAAACUGCUCCCGAGUUUCUUGAACAGGAUUAUGUCCCCGAAGAGCAGAAACGAGACUUGAAGAGAAUGUCCAUCUGUUCACCUUUAAUCAAAGUGUGGUCUCAUGAAUGUUUGUGCUACUGCUCAAGAAAGGAAUAUGACUUUUUACUGAUGCCAGGUUUCAUGGUGCUGGCAGCGUCGAUUUUAUUUAUGGCAUAUGGCUGUAGCCCUCUUUUUGUCUAUUUAGUGCCUUAUGCUUUGAGUGUUGGAGUGAGUCAUCACCAGGCUGCCUUUCUCAUGUCCAUACUUGGUGUCAUAGACAUCAUUGGUAAUGUCACCUUUGGAUGGCUAACAGACAGAAGGUGUCUGAAGAAGCAUCGGCACUUUUGCUACCUCUUUGCUGUGGGAAUGGAUGGCCUUUGUUGUCUUUUCCUGCCAGUUCUCCAAAACUUCCCUUUGCUUGUGCCUUUCUCAUUUACCUUUGGCUACUUCGAUGGAGCCUAUGUAACACUGAUCCCUGUUGUGACAGCAGACGUAGUUGGAACUUCUUCCUUAUCAUCAGCACUAGGUGUUGUGUAUUUUCUGCAUGCCAUACCAUAUCUAGUGAGCCCACCUGUUGCAGGUUGGCUUGUGGACACAACUGGCAGCUAUACUGCGUCAUUUCUCCUGUGUGGAUUUUCUAUGAUAUUUAGUUCAAUGUUAUUGUGCUUUGCAAGACUAGCAAAGAAAAUCAAAAGAAUGCAUUUGAGGUCACUCACCAAUGAUAUUGGCACCAAACAGCACAUCUGGACAAAUGGAGCAAUAGCUUAUUCUGUCACAGCAGAAUUAGAUCAAAAGGAUGGUGAAUUUUUGGCUGCGGAUACAAACAGCUAUGGCAACAGAUGACAAGUGCUGCAAGAUUCAGUGGUGCACAGCCACCACAGAGACAGAGGUGGUUCUGUAGCACUAGGCUGUUCAAGAUACUCCUCCUGUGAAACAAGGCAUCUUUCAAUUAGAUUUUUCUAUUGUGUUUUAGUUGGCUAAAGUCUACAUAGAGCAACAGUAAGAAUAAGUUAAUGCAAUGCUAUAAGAAAGCUAGACUGAAAAUAAGCACAGUUUCUAGGUACAAAUGUUCACAGAUUUAUUUCAAAUGCAUUAUAUUGACUCCACAGGUAAUCUCAAAUAUGCCAAUUGGCAAUAAUAAUUAAA